Molecule: messenger RNA, 1302 nt
Organism: Rasamsonia emersonii CBS 393.64
Lineage: Eukaryota; Fungi; Ascomycota; Eurotiomycetes; Eurotiales; Trichocomaceae
Exons: 3
Coding region: 1-1302 (433 amino acids)
Biological process (GO): secondary metabolite biosynthetic process
Molecular function (GO): FAD binding; monooxygenase activity
Source: RefSeq, a predicted model, not a curated record
AUGGCUGACUUCCCCUUCGACUUCCACGUCGUGGUGGUCGGCGCAGGCCUGGUGGGCCUCACCGCGGCCAUCCUGCUGCGAAAAGCCGGCUACCGGGUGACGGUUCUCGAGCGCGAUGUCGAACUGCGAGAGAUUGGAGCUGGCAUCCAGCUCCCUGUCAAUUCCUGCCGCGUCCUGAGAGAUGCCGGCGUCCUGGGGCGCGUCCGCGACAGGGCGGCCCGGCCAAAGGCCAUCGUGCUGCGAUCGUAUCGCAAUGGAGAGCUGCUCCGGGAGAUGAACCUGGAUCCCUACACCCAGGACAAGUAUGGCCUGCCUUACCUGGUCAUCCAUCGCGCGGAUCUGCGCAAGAUCCUGUACGACGAAGCCGUCGCCCGGGGUGCCCACGUGCGUCUCGCAGUGACGGUCGACGGCCAGGCAUCCGACUUCCCCAACGGCGUCAUCCGAUUCUCUGGCAGCCAGGAGGAGCUGCGCGCCGACCUUGUCGUUGGUGCAGACGGUCCGCAGUCCAUGUGUCGUGCUGCCCUGCUCCAGAGGCCCAACAACCCCCGGCCCACGGGCGUCACCGUCGUGCGCAUCGUCGUCCCCGUUUCGGCCAUCACACGAGACGCAGACCUGCACGAUCUGGUGUCCCCGCCAUCUGUGCAGACCUGGCUGGGUCCUCGAAGCCUGGCCAUCUGCUACACGCUGAAAGACGCCUUCAACAUCGUCCUCACCCGCCCGGCCACCCAGGACGAGGUCUUUAUCGGCCCUCGUCCGGAGAACGUCGAGCAGUUGCGCGCGUUCUUCCAGAACUGGGAUCCCAAGAUGCGCCGGCUGCUGGACAUUGCCGAUAACUUUAACAAGUGGUCGCUUCUAGAAGUCGACGAGCCGCCGGCAUCCUUUGUCCAUCCUGGUGGAAAGUUCGUCCUGGCGGGGGAUUCAGCGCAUGCGACUCUGCCGUACUUAGCGCAAGGAGCCGCAAUGGGCUUUGAAUCUGCAGCCGUGCUUUCCCACCUCCUCGCCGAAGCCCGCAAUCCGUCCGAAAUCCCGCAUCUCCUGCAUCUGUACGAUUCCGUCCGACGGCCUCGCACGAACCUCGUCAUCCGCGCGAGCAAGCGGACGGGCGAGAUCUGGCAGUUGCCCGAUGGUCCCUUGCAGGUCGUUCGAGACCGGCAGUUCGUCGAGGAUGUGCCCCCGUCGGUUGGGUAUCCUAAUAUGUUGGAUGAUCCGGUGUUUCAGCAGUGGCUUUUUGGAUUUGAUGCGAGGGAGUGCGUUCGCGUGCAGAGGGAGUGUGGGCGAUACAAUAGCCAUAGCCAUCUAUAG